AUGUUUUCGACAUCUGUUCCGCCACGGUCGCAUGCAAUAUCUGCCCCACAACACGGCACCUCCACCUUAGACUGUGAUGAGGAUAGCUUUUAUCGCUACACAUCGGGAAGAUGGCUUUGGAAUGAGGAAGAACAACUUUCUCGCCGUUAUGUUAAAUUCAAUCUAGCAGAACUUGUCAGGAUCGCGACCCAGGCGACAGGAUCCAUGUCCUGCGUUGAAGUGCAGAAGCUUCCAGAGGGGAACUUUAAUAAGGUUUUUCUUCUUACAAUGGACGACGGGAAAGAAAUAAUUGCAAAGCUUCCGAAUCCUAAUGCUGGACCUCAAUAUUUUACCACGGCUAGUGAGGUGGCAACGAUGGAUUUUGUUCGGAAUGUCCUCAAUAUUCCAGCCCCAAUGGUGUACGCUUGGAGCCCCUCUACCGAAGAGAUCGGAUCCGAGUAUAUCAUAAUGGAAAAGAGCCGGGGAGUGGAACUUAGCAAGCUGUGGGAUGAUCUAAGAGGUCCCGACAAACUUCAAAUUGUUCAAAAACUCGCUGAGUUUGAGAAAGCACUCGUGUCCACUCCGUUUCCUAUGUAUGGAAGCCUAUAUUACGCAGACAAUCUGCGCGACAUCCAUUCAAAUCAGAUGAUUGAGCUUGGGGAUACAAAGACUGUUGACGAGCAAUUUGCGGUUGGUCCGACCACGAACCGAACGUUCUUCGAUGAUGGCAGAGAUGCCGUUGAUGUCCACCGAGGGCCCUGGGCAUCUCUUGAGGAUUACGCUUGUGCUCGCGCCCACCGCGAACUAGCUUGUCUGCGAACCUUGAAACGUUUCCCACGUCAACAAGGACUCUUUUAUGGGCCUGGUCAAUACCAGCCAACCGCCCAACGGAAGCAAGAGACACUGUGGAAUUACCUUAAGGUUGCUAAAUAUUUAUCGCCAGAAAAGAAAGAAAUAUCCAAGCCUGCUUUAUGGCACCCUGACUUGCACGGAGAUAACAUCUUCGUGAACCCGGAUCAGCCAACAGAGAUUCUGUCUAUUAUUGAUUGGCAGGCCGUGAACCUCUCACCUCUGUUUCUUCAAGCCCGCCAUCCAGCCCUGAUUGAAUUCGAUGGACCCAUCCCCGUGGGACUACAAUCAAUCAGUCUACCCAAGAAUUUCGAUGAGCUCAGCGCGGAAGAGCAGCUCGAGGCGAAGAAGCUUCGUGCUGCACAGUCUCUCUACAAGCUUUAUGAUAUCCAGAUGAUGCAGCAUUGCCCCGAGAUCGCAGCCGCGUUACAGUUCAGAGAUUCACUUCUUGGCCAAAUCACGGGCCUUUCAGGCUCUCUUUUCAGCGACGGUGAACCAAUUGUUCAAGGCAUGCUCAUAAGACUGCAGGAAGAAUGGGCGACUCACGUGGGGUCAUCUAUCCCAUGUCCACUUUCGUUUACCGACGAGGAUAAAGAAAAGCAAAAGGAGGACGAGAGAAAGUGGGCGAGUAGCGUUGUACUACUGGAAGAAUUCCUUGAUCAAGUCGGUGUAUACCGAGGCUGGGACGGCUGGGUGAACCACGGUAGCUACGAGCACUUUAAGGUGCGGUUGGAACAAUGCCGGCAUGGAUUCUUGGAUUCCCAAUGCACUACAAGUGAAGAGAGAAGCCAAUGGGAAGCAAAGUGGCCAUUUGCAGACAAAUGA
This is a messenger RNA of Penicillium psychrosexuale, 1653 nucleotides long. RefSeq names its product aminoglycoside phosphotransferase family protein. The record is from RefSeq and is a predicted model, not a curated record. The transcript has 3 exons. Lineage: Eukaryota; Fungi; Ascomycota; Eurotiomycetes; Eurotiales; Aspergillaceae. Bases 1 to 1653 code for a protein of 550 amino acids. Gene Ontology annotation, cellular component: mitochondrion.